ACUGUAGUACUCACGGCAAGGGGGCAAAGGUGCUGCGCCUUUCAUUAGCCCGCGGAGUCGAGAGUGAGUCCAGCUAAAUGCUGUGUUUGUUAGUAUCGUGUUUUUUUUUUUGUUUGAGUUUCCUAAAUUUUGAGUCACGGAUAUAAAAGGGCCUAACUUAUUUGCUUAUAAAGUUUGGCUCACAUUUUACCAGCGCUACGUGGACCUAUUACAUAAAAAAAAAUAUCUAGAUCUACCUAUAAAAAGAAAGUCUAGCGUACCCCUUUCAACUGACAGUAUGGCUCUUUAAAGAUUCAUGUAGACUACUACCCUACCUCACUGAGUUACUAUCAGCAUUUUCACAAGGUUCAGGAGCCAUUGAGACGCCUGCAGUAAAUGUCGUUUCUAUCAUAAUGUGACUACAAGAAAUCCAGAUCUAUCAGACUGUUCUUGAAAUAAAUUUCUCUGUAGAAAUUUUAGGAUGUACAUUCCAUUUCCAAUAAUGUCAUCAGAAAUUUUGAAUUGGAAGAAGUCGUGGCUGCUAGUGCUACCCCUGAUCCACCAAGUCCUCACAUUGCCUUUCACCGAUACUGUCUCCCACGCUCCUGAAACUACGACCAGGACUCAAUGUCUCAGCUUGGAGUCCAGCAGGUGCACCAAAUUCUACAGCUCGUUUCUGGCACCGAACGUAUACGGAGACUUGACUUUCCAGGAUGCAUCUCAAAGACUGGAGAGCGUCUUGGUCGGCUACGCCCACCUCCCAGACACGCUGCUCGUGUUUCUCUGCUCGCUGUACAUGCCGCCAUGCCUGGACAAUGUCAAAUUGCCCACCUUUGGCAGCAAAGCUGCUUUCAGAACGCCCUUGCCUUGCAUGACGAUGUGCGAGCUGGCCGAAAAAGAAGUAAGAGAUUUGCGCAUUGGUGCAGAUGUUGAAAAUACCUGGCCAAUCAGCUGCUCAACAUUACCAACGGACUAUUGUCUAAAUCUGGCAGGGCCCACAACUGUUGCCUACGUGAAAUCGUCCAUUAACGUCAAACACUUCCGGUCUUCUGUCAAUGACAUCGUCAGUUUCGCGCCUUUGGAAGUGGAACUGGGCAAUGAGAACGACUAUGAGCUAGAGGUCGUGACGUUGAGUGACGCAAAAAUUCCAUCCAGACGAUACGACAUUGCAGAUCUCGGGGACCCGGACUACUUCCAGGGCUGGGCAGACGUUCAAGGCAUCGGGGCUGCCAAUGAUUACUGCAGAGUGGUUGGCAAGGCAAAACGUCGCUUUCUUUCUUGUAACUUGGCCGGCAGCAGAGACCAGGGUCAUCACUACGUGUCUAAGCUUGGCUUUCAGGCUGGACACCCGAACACGUGGUUCAUGAGAGACAUGGAUGGAGAUGGACGGGAUGAUUAUUGCAGGUGUUUGCUGUUUCAAGGCAGUUCCAAGACCACAUGUAUGAAAUCUGGGGAGCGCGGGUUUUAUGGCAGCACUACUCAGGGAGGAAAUCAGCAUACAUUUUCACUUCCGGGCUCUGACGGAUGUCACACAAGGCGAAUCAACCACGUGUUCGGAGAGUGAGACCAAAAUAUGGCAGCCAUGUUACUUCAAAAAAAAUGUUGGUUUAUUUUAUUGUGAAUAUUACAAUCGGGUGUUAUUAUGUAAAUGUUACAUUCUCAAUAAGCAAAGAUGAUAUAAAUAUAUACUCAAUUAAA
Molecule: messenger RNA, 1677 nt
Organism: Biomphalaria glabrata
Lineage: Eukaryota; Metazoa; Mollusca; Gastropoda; Planorbidae
Exons: 5
Coding region: 461-1543 (360 amino acids)
Biological process (GO): canonical Wnt signaling pathway; non-canonical Wnt signaling pathway; negative regulation of canonical Wnt signaling pathway
Molecular function (GO): Wnt-protein binding
Source: RefSeq, a predicted model, not a curated record